AUGGAGCAUAACUACACUGCGGCCGAAUGUAUGGAGAAUUUGGCGGACAUUCAGUUCAAAUGGGGCGACAAUUACGAUAAGAGGGAGUCGUUGGCGAGUCUAUUGAGGGCCUCGAAGUACUACAAGAAAGCGUGUCAACCGAAACGGGCUCUCAUUGUGUUGAAGCGAGUGAUCACUAUCUUAGAGCUCUCGCCCAAGAAUGACAAGUCAGUCAUUGUCGACAAGUAUGAGGACUGUAUCCAACUGUACCGCUCUCUCGACUUAAACCAUUUGGCAAAUGUUUGCCACAAAAUAUGCAAAUCUCUGGACGAAGAGAAGACUGAUUUCUGUACUUUAAAUAUCUGUAAAUUAGAGUCAUAUGAGCUGUCAAUGCCGUCCCGCGUGUCCACCCCUUCCACUGUUGUAACCAAUUAUAGUGACGACGAAGACUCUGAUAAUAAUGAUUGGUUUGGCGGUAAGACUGUUAAGGAAUCGAUUGAGAGUAAAGAGUGGGUUCAGCAACAGAUCCGACUUCUCGAUCAGUCCAACACUUGUGCCGACAGACCCCACAAAGACAACAGAGAGGAUAGUCAGCAGAUAUGCGAUGACGAGACACAAGUGGACCAAUACAUGUCACAAAAUCUAAAGUCAAACUCUAAACUUAAAUCCAAUCAAACAUUGCGUAAAAAUUUAAGACAACUUUUUGCUGAAACCAAUGAUGAGAGGAUUGCAUCAAAAAAAGCAAAACUCCUCAUCAAACCAGAGAGUGAACUCUUUUCUACACCGAUAACAACUGAGAUAACGGCCAUACCAGUGGCCACACCUACUCCACUGAGGGCACCCACACCCACACCAAUCGCCGAAUCAAAUGGCGAGCAACAGACGAAAGCUAAACGAAAGCGUCGUUUGAAACCCAAAGAGUUAUCGGAAGAGUCGCCCGAAAAGCGUUUAAUAAAGUUAAGAAAACUUGAUAUCGAAAACCAGUUCUGUAUUGACCCGAAAGCGCCGACUGAGCGCCUGUUAUGCACCCUUUGCGACGAAUCCAUUCUGUGUUAUCGUUGGUCUAUAGUGACCGACCACUUGAAGGGACGCAAACACAAUGACUUUGCUGCGAAGGAACGCCUAAAACUACAACACAAAGACUUGCCAUUUAAUAGCAAUAUGGUGUCUACCAGUGCUUUGUCAGACUUUGCAUACUUUAAUAACCCGAAUGCAAAACUCCUCAUCAAACCAGAGAGUGAACUCUUUUCUACACCGAUAACAACUGAGAUAACGGCCAUACCAGUGGCCACACCUACUCCACUGAGGGCACCCACACCCACACCAAUCGCCGAAUCAAAUGGCGAGCAACAGCUGAAAGCUAAACGAAAGCGUCGUUUGAAACCCAAAGAGUUAUCGGAAGAGUCGCCCGAAAAGCGUUUAAUUAAGUUAAGAAAACUUGAUAUCGAAAACCAGUUCUGUAUUGACCCGAAAGCGCCGACUGAGCGCCUGUUGUGCACCCUUUGCGACGAAUCCAUUCUGUGUUAUCGUUGGUCUAUAGUGACCGACCACUUGAAGGGACGCAAACACAAUGACUUUGCGGCGAAGGAACGCCUAAAACUACAACACAAAGACUUGCCAUUUAAUAGCAAUAUGGUGUCUACCAGUGCCUUGUCAGACUUUGCAUACUUUAAUAACCCGAAUGGUGUGCACAAAGAUUCUGGACCUUUGUAUGUCAUGAACCCACCGCUAACUAUGGCCGACGCUAUCAAUAUGAAUGGAGCCACAGAAUCACUGGCCUAUCACUCGCAACACUACUUGACUGUGCCCUCACUCAUGGCAACACACAUGACACCAAUCAAUGAUUCGCAACAAAUGAGUUGUAGUGAAAACGGCCAAAACAAACCACACGAUAGCUUAGACACACCGCCAGUGAUGGACACCACAUCCAACCCCUUUGGAUUUGGAGGCAUUCGUAUGCAAUCGGUCGAUGAGUUCUUUGACAGACGGGUCGCGAUUGAAUCGGUCGCUAAAGUUAGCGAACCAUUCCUUGCGUACGAGUCGUAUAAUGUCUUUGAGUGA
Molecule: messenger RNA, 2040 nt
Organism: Oppiella nova
Lineage: Eukaryota; Metazoa; Arthropoda; Arachnida; Sarcoptiformes; Oppiidae
Source: the annotation of a GenBank genome assembly